Asterias rubens (European starfish) is the source of this 3123-nucleotide messenger RNA. Its product is annotated as E3 ubiquitin-protein ligase MYLIP-A-like. The record is from RefSeq and is a predicted model, not a curated record. Gene Ontology annotation, cellular component: cytoskeleton. Bases 137 to 1459 code for a protein of 440 amino acids. Gene Ontology annotation, biological process: ubiquitin-dependent protein catabolic process. The transcript is spliced from 4 exons. Gene Ontology annotation, molecular function: ubiquitin-protein transferase activity. Lineage: Eukaryota; Metazoa; Echinodermata; Asteroidea; Forcipulatida; Asteriidae.
ACAUGUCACAGCACGUAUUUGCCAAUCCAUUGUGUGGAUUUCGCAAGAAGUUGGAAAUUACUGUGAAAAUGGUCGGAUUGAUCUGAGAAGAAGCUAGCAUUUACAACAUUUUAGGCAAGCAAGUCGAGUUGUUAAGAUGUUUAUUCUCGUGACUAAACCCGAUCAGAACAUUUGUGAGAUUGAACUAUCUCCGAAAUCGCUUGGGCAAGAAUGCCUCGACAAGGUGUGCCAAAAACUGGGAACUAUAGAAAGUGAUUACUUUGGGCUGCAGUUUACAAGGAAAAAUGGCGGUGAUCCAAUGUGGCUCAAUCUUCGAAACCCCAUCAACUCACAGGUCACUGGACCUUCACCACUGAGGCUGCAGUUACGCGUCAAGUUUCAUGUUCAGCCUCAUUUAGUUCUACAAGAAGUUACAAGACGGCUGUUUUUCCAAGAUGUAAAACUGGACCUCAUCAAUGGUAAACUCUUGGCCUCCGUGAAGGAAAUUGCCCAUCUCGCCGCCCUCCUUGCCCAGGCCGAGCAGGGCAACUACAGACCGGAGACCCCUCAUUACACAUGUCUGCCACGCAGGAUCUGCAGUGAUGAGUUCAUCACCCAAGUCAUGGCAGAGCACGUACGCUUACGAGGUAUGAAACCAUCUCAGGCAGAGAAUAAGUUUCUGCAGGAGGCAUCGUUGUUGGACAGCUACGGUAUGGAGCUGUAUCAUGCAAGGGACACCAGUCAAGGCAGUGUUCUCUUUGGUGUUGGGCCCCAGGGCAUACAUCUCUAUUCUGAUGAACCUAAAGUAGAGUGCUUACAGAGAAUUGGACUUGACCUGAUCCUGAAGGAGUCAAUCAAUGGAAAGUGUUUCAGUGUAACAUACCCCCAUGAGGCAAAUGGUGAAGUUAGCCCAAUGACACUCUCUGUGAAACUCCCGAGUAGAGAGGUGACUGAAGCGUUGUACCGAGCGGUCACCGAGAAGCACGAGUUCUUUAUCUGUGACACAGUGCAGCAACAGAUCCGAGCUGAGUGUGUGCGUGACUUCAGGGGAACUCUGGCAUCCAUCUUCACUGAGAACACCGAGUAUGGCAAAAAGUUCAUGUUUGACGUCCAGCGGACAUGGAGAGAGGUUUAUGACAGUACAAAAAGGAAGCUGCAUGUCGCUGGGUGCUCAGAAAUGCAGCGUGUGACAUUCAGUGAUCUGCCUGACCAAGAGAACAGUGCGUGUACAAUGUCGGAUGAAGAUGAGGACAGUAACUUAAAGUCGUUGAAAGAGAAACUGGAAACGCUGACAAACGGCUUCACGUGCAAGGUGUGUAUGUCAACAACGCUGGAUACAGCUUUCUUCCCCUGCGGCCAUUUGUUGUGCAGCGUCUGCGCGGAACAGGUGGAGGCAUGUCCUCACUGUCGAGCAGACAUUGAACAGAGACUUCGAAUCUUCUUGCCGGUAGAACCACACAGAGAAAGCGUGCCAAUAUGAGUGUGAAAACCGUAACUCAGCAGAACAUUGGUGUUGUGCACAACUGCUACAUUUAACUGGCUACAGAUGAUGCUUGUGUUUCAGAACACUUAGUGGAGUAUUUUAUCAGGACUAUGGUAUUAUGGUAUUGGCUUUAGGAGUGCAAUAUGCUUUCUAAUUUAAAUGAAGAGCCACUUUCGAGGGAAAGUCUGUUCUUGGUAACUGUCACAAAUUUAAAGAGUUAUUGGAUUGGAAUCUGUGUAUUCCAACUGCAGUAAUACAGUGUUUUUUAAAUUGUAUAAGAAAAAGUCGUAAAUUAACAGAUUAUUCAUAUACUGUAUUUUUGGAAUAUCUUUAUAGAACGAUUUUGUAGUCUUGCUGCUAUAGGUGGGUCUCAAGAAAGAUAAGAAAAUAUCAAAUUCUGUGUUAAUUUAUAAAAUAGCAAAUACAGAAUGGAUGCUCUUCAACAUUUAUUUUCAAGGGAAGGUACAAAAUGCUAAAGUGUUUGGCCAGCAUCUUCAAAGAUGCAAAGAAACUUGAACUGCUUUGUUGUUCUUCUUAAAACUCUUACACCACCAAUAAGCAGUGGGGCAUUCUGUGCUUGUGCACGAGUCCACUGGUAAAGUAGAUGGGAUUUGAACCCCUGACCCUCGCAUUGAAAAACAGAUAAAAGUUAUUGUUCAGUUGAAAGGUUAAAAGAGCAUCACGUCAACUGUUGCUGAAUUGGCAGAUAACCAUUAGGGUCUAUAACCUAAAAAAUUAAAAUACACAAAGCUAUUAUUCCAUGCUAAAUUACACUUUCAUUUACAUACGUGUGCAUGAUUGAAGUUUUCCAAUAUUUUAAAACAAAUCUCUUCCAGUGGCGUGCAUGUACCUUCCCUCUUAUGUUUACCGGACAAAAAUGAUUCAAAAUUUCCCCAAAACAUUCAAUAUUGAUCAUAAUUGUUGUUACGGUCCUAGUAUUGUGAUACAGAUGAUCACUUUUUCACUGUCUAGCAAGCCCACCUUGGAGGGAAAUCUUAACGAGAAUGUAUGUUAAAUCACAGUAUUAAUCUGCCACCCUCAGUCCUUGGUGCCAGCAACUCGAGCACCAGGUGUUUAAAAGAGGUGUGGUCAUUUGUUAUUAUCUUUUCAAAUUUUUAAUUGCCCCCAAAAAAAUGAAAAGAUUUUGUUAUUAACUGUGAGUUUUGAUUUGAGUGUUUGUAAUGUUACUUCAUUUAUAAUAUGUUAAUAUUUAUCCACAGAUGAAAUCUGUUGUUUGUUACCGUGUCUUUUAAUGUUAUAGACUUAAUCAGAUGAGCAAAGAAUGUUACCUCUACAACUUGAAGAAAACAUAAAUAGGAUUUUGUUAUUAUUUAAGAUUAGUGUAUUGCGUCGAAAACGUUUUAGUUGAGAGAGCAUUUGCUUCUUUGUGUAUAUUUUAGUCACCAUAGUUUAAUUUAAUGUUGAGUGUGUGUUUAUAGAGGCUCCAUCACCAAAUAGUGAUUUGUCUGUGAGCUGCAAAAAUAAUCGCAUAGCGAAACUGGUUAGGUACUUGGGCCAGUUGCAUAAAACAACAAAAUAUUGCUGAAUUACUUAAUUUGCCAAAUGAAAAUGUUGUGUAAAACUAUGAAGAAAGCUUCUCAUGAGGAAUGCACUAAAAUAUUGUGCUUUAGUAACAUGGAAAUCUGGGAAGAGAGUGUCUA